This is a messenger RNA of Melampsora larici-populina 98AG31, 543 nucleotides long. RefSeq lists its product as uncharacterized. The record is from RefSeq and is a predicted model, not a curated record. The transcript has 5 exons. Lineage: Eukaryota; Fungi; Basidiomycota; Pucciniomycetes; Pucciniales; Melampsoraceae. The coding region runs from base 1 to 543 and encodes 180 amino acids.
AUGCGAUCAUUGAUUCUUCUUGGAUCCCUUUUACAUGUGUUGUUUGUAAUGGGUCAUCCUGAACCAAUCGGGAACUUACAAGGACGUGAUUUGACUGGUCUGGAAUUGAUUCACUCAAACAUGCUUUCCAAGCGCACAACAGCGCCGAGGAACCCUGCAGCUUGUCGUGGUGUUAGCGGUAAGGUGCAUGAAUUUGAUGUGCAAGAUUACAGGAAAGUUAUCACCCACUUGGUGUCAAACCAAGUUUCAUGCGCUUACUUCAAAAACAUAGCUAUGCUCGUCAUUGUGGAGGCGACUGUAACAGAGGCGGUCUUUCAGCACACCUCGGCAAAAUACGUUAAAAACUGGUUUGUAUCAGACCUCAGUGCAACCUGUUGCAUUACCAACCCAGUCAAACUUGUCAGCAAACCACCACCACCGAGCGAUGAUGACGGCUUGAACAUCCAAGUAGUCUUUUUCGACGAAUCUAUGCCUUCCGCGCAAGUCGAGGAUUGUGACGACGAGCUGAAGGGGAUGAUGCUUUCCAUUGCUCGCCAACAAUGA